AGUCUAUUUCCAAGUCUCUUAUCGUAAUGUUUGUGUUGUAAUCUUGCGGUUUUAUUUCUUCUGUGUGUAAAAAAAUUUAAUUUCUUUGGUUUAAUAAAAAUUAGAAAAAAGUUAUUUUAAAGAAAAAACAUUUUUUGUUUGCGGAGUGAGUGAGAAGAGACUUUUUUUAUUUAUGUCGCAAAAAUAGAAAACCGUCCGUCCAAAUUAAUAAAAAAGAUUCGUGUGGUAAAAAAAAGUGAGUAGUUUUUUUAGUUGGAGUGAAUUUUGUGGAAACAACGAUUAAAAAAAAAUUAAAAAAUCAUCGGGCGAAAACUUUUGUUUGUUUUUGUCGCCUCUCUCGAUUACUUUUUUUAUUCAUUUGUCACCAAAAAGUGAAAUCAUUUUUGUUUUCUUCAUGUAACAAAGUAAAGCUGUCUGUAAUAAAGAAGAAAGGAUGAAAAAAGCCUGGACAUAAUCGGCCAAUAUAAACCAGAAAUAUUUUGUUAAAAAUAAAUAUUGAAAAAUAUUCAUGCUAAUCAUGUUUAUAAAGUCAACCAAUACCACAUGUAUCUUUUCUAUAUCAAAUGAAAAGUAACAAAAGUAAUAUGGAAUGAUCAAAUACAGAACAAUCAAUAAUCUAUAUAAAAAAGAACAAAUUAAACUAAAUCAAUUUUGAACAUCCCAUCAUUAGAAAAAAUAUAAAAAAUAAAAGAAAAACAAGUAUCUCACACAUCACUCUACAAUUAAGGAUUACAAUAGCAUCGUUAUACAAACAUAUUAUUAAUAUUUUAUAAAACAAAUACAAAAUAUUACAUUUAAGAAUAUUUAAGAUAAGUUUCAGUUAAAGUUUUUUGUGUUUCGUUUGUUUGUGUUAAAUCUAGAAGAAAGAAACAUUUUUUGUUUUGUAUGUUUUAAGAAUCUCAAUUAAUUAUUACUGUAUAUUGUUUAAUAAUUGAUUUUAUCAUUGAAUACGUUUCUUUUGCGUUUGAAUCGCUGCUUAAAUCCACACAUCAUCCACCACUAUCUUCGUCAUAACUUUUGUUGUAAUUCUACCUUUCUUGGAUUUAGUAUUUGUCUAAAAGAAGCAGAUGGCCCAUGUGGUUGGCGUUCCCAAACGCGAUCCUUGCCGAAAAUGUCAAUUACCUGUUUUUUUGGCUGAGCGCUUGAUGGUAGGCAAAAAGGUCUACCAUCGUACAUGUUUAAAAUGUGCUCGCUGUGGUUAUCAAUUGACACCCGGUAGUUUUUACGAAACUGAAAUAGAUGAACAGUACUGCUGCGAAACAUGUCCUGACGAAGAAGUAUUACAAACUAAUACUGAAGCACUGCCUGUUGGCAGUGGAGUUACUACUGCAGUAGAUAGCUCGGAUGUCGAAUUAAGAAAUAAAGCUGAAAGCGAGCAAAAUAUUUCACCUUUUUCAUCAAAAUCUGUGCGCAGUUCCAUAAAAGACCGAUUGGCAUUCUUUGAAAAUCAAAGAGCGGAAGACGAUUCAGACACUAAACUUUUGCAAAAGAGUUUAAGUGACGAAGAAAAAUCAAAAAGUUUACAACGAAUGGAAGAUACUUCGGAAAAUGUUGUGGCAACUUAUAAACCUAAUGUAGCUUUAUCAACUUUUCUCAAUAAUACUGUUGACGAUACAGAAGAUCUUAGUGAAUCGUCUUCGUAUGUACUUAAUACAAAAAUGGAAACCUCUGAUUCGGAGGACGAUACAGAUGAUUUAACAAAUGUCUCUCUACCACCAGAACUUCCUAAAAGCUUGCCACCAUUAGAGGAGUUCAACAUUGGAAAGAAAACUGAAGAACCUAAACGUUUUUCAGUUUCUGCACAAUUGGUAUUGGGAUCGUCACCAACCGCAAUUGGACCUAAUUCAGAAAAUGCUGACGAACAACAAAACAUUGUAACAGAAACAGUUAAGGAAAAUCAAACAACCGAAUUACAAAUUAAUCUUUCAUCUAGCAUAAGAAUUGAUAAGACCAAUAACAACAAUAUAAAUGAAGAAGAAAUUAUAUCGGCUCCGUCGCCCGAAAUCGAGAGCUAUACAGAACACCAAACUGAAGAAGAAAUGGUUCAAUCACAUCCAAACAAACUAGAAAAUAAUUUAGAAUAUAGUGAAAAUAAUGAUAAUGAUUGUACUACCAAAGACAAAUCUGCAGAUGAGUUUACCAUGGAGGAAAUAACAGUCGAAGAUAAAAUACAGAAGGACACAGAAGCUGCGAUUAGUGAGGACAUUGAUUUAGUGUUGCAAUCACUUGAAGUUGAAACUAUGAAAAAUAAUAUCACAAUUGAAGAGAGUGUCGUUGAAUUACGCACAAAAUCCGAAGAGGAAAAUCCAGACAUUUCUCUUCAUAUAGAGGACAAUGAAACAACCGAAAGGCUUAGUGUGGUACGUGCUCGUCUGCAACAAUUUGAAGUAAUUACAAAUAAUGAUACGGGAGUAAUAAUUCCUUUUCAAUCAAAAGACAAUUUAGUUAAUGACGAAUCUAUAUCUAUUAAAGAAGAUAAUGAGCCCCUUAAUAUCGAAUUAAGUGAAGACACAGAAAAAACUCAAAUUAAGAAUAUUCAAAUGGAAACGGAAAAGGAAAGAAUAAAUCUUAAAACAACUUUAAUUAAUAAUAAAGUGCCUUUAACAAUGGAAACAAAAGACAAUGAAAUGAUAAAAAAUAAUUUAGCCGAUAAAGAAGAACAGUUAGAAGAAAAUAACUCUAAGGAUAAUGAAAUAAAUCAGACAACGCCAGUGGAUACUAGCAAAACGACUAUAGAGGAAUAUCCAGAAGACUUAAAUCCAUUUAAAUCAGAUGACGAAGAUGAAACAUUUCUAAAUGAUAAUAAAGAAAACGUCGAACUAAGAACAUCAGCAAAGUCAACGAAGAACGAUAAUUUGAAUCCAUUUGAUUCAUCAGACGAUGAAGUAGAACUAGAAAAAAUGCAAAAUUCAAAAACAUCAACCAAUUCAACGCCCAAAAUACCUCCACCCAGGCCACCACCACCACGCAUAUCCAAAAAUCCAUUCGGCAGUGAAGAUGAAGAGGAUACAGUAAAUCAAAAUUUCAACCGACGUUCCAGUCUGACAGGAUCGCAAAGUAGAAAGACGCCAAUUCCAACUCCACGGUCAAAUAUAUCACAAUCACAGAAUCCUACACCGGAACCAACACCACGGUUGAGCACAAAAACUAAUACGAACAUUAGCUCAUCUGCCUCGGCAACACCAAAUAAUUCAUCCCUUCCAAUAUUACAAAAUUCCAGUGAAUUCUACGGCAGUUCCAAUUCAUUGCACAGCAAUAAUACUACUCCUUAUCAUCUUUUGCGAAAUUCUGACGUAAGAUCAUCAAAUAAUUCUCUCAAUUUGUCGGCCGGUGGAACAAUUAGAUCUCGAAAAUCUCGUAGAGCUCCUUUGCCACCAGCUCCUGUCAAGGAAUUGUUCCCGUCAAAUGAAACCAUUAAUAGCAGUUCAAAAACAUCUACUCCUAGCUCGAGCACCGUUGGUACUCCAAAAUCGGCACGAAAGAAGAGGCCCGCACCGGCUCCUCCAAAACCGGCAAGACUUGAACCAUCACAUGUUCCACAAAUACAUGUUGAUACAGUAAGUACGCAGCCAAAAAACUUGAAUAGUUACCCUCUGCAGAGUGAAUUUGACUCGAAAUUAUCCGACGAAGAGAAAGCUUUGUUGGAGGGUAAGACUUUAGAGUCGCUGCACAGUAAUGAAUCAGAUUUAACAGUAUCACCGUCAAGCAGACGAAGCUCCAAACGAUUGAUACCACUGGACAAAGAACUACUAGAAGAACAUGGUACUCUUCAGUAUGUGGAAGAGAACAUUAGUCAAUGCGAUGAUUUGAAACAGCAAAAUCAAUUAAAAUCCUCCGCUGCGCAGGAGGAAGAACCGAGUGUUGUGUAUCGUCGCCUUUUGAUACCACAGAAUUUAGAAACUCCAACGCAUGAGCACAACCCCCUUAUAGAGGAUCUGAGUAAAUCACCUUCUCUCGGCGAGAGACAAUUGGAGAAGCUUAAAGAUAAUAAAGAGGCCAACAACAGAAAUCGGCAGUCUCAAAUAUCAGUUACCUCAUCUGGUGCUGAUGACAACGAUCCACUAUUCAAUAAAUCAGCACACGGCAAGUGGAAGCGCCGAAAAGGCCCAGCACCAGCCUUACCUAUACCUCCGCGUAAAGUUCUACAAAUGUUACCGCUCCAAGAAAUUAAACAUGAGUUGGAAAUAAUCGAGGUACAGCAACAAGGUCUAGAAAAGCAGGGUGUUAUUUUAGAGAAAAUGAUACGAGAUCGCUGUGAGGGAGAGAAUGGUGAACCAUUAAAUUCCAGCGGAAUGCCUGGCGAAAGCGGAGAUUCUGCAUCUGGUUCAUCGACCGUGGAAAAUUCCAAAGAAGUUGAAAAUUUAAUAUUGCAACUAUUCGAACUGGUAAAUGAGAAAAAUGAAUUGUUUCGCCGUCAGGCCGAGCUCAUGUACUUACGCCGUCAACAUCGGCUGGAGCAAGAACAAGCUGAUUUGGAAUAUGAAAUUCGAAUUUUAAUGGCUCAGCCUGAACGUAAUAAAACUGAUUCUGAUAAAGCUAGAGAAGAAGCUUUAAUAGAACGUUUGGUCGAAGUGGUAAAAUUACGUAACGAAGUGGUGGAAUGCCUGGAAAUGGACCGCCUUCGUGAGGCUGAAGAAGAUCAAAGCAUUAAACAACGUUUAGAGUCGCAUAUAGCAAAGAGAGAAGAUGAUUCAAAUUCCAGAAAAACAUUAACAAAGUUAUCUAAAAAAGAGAAAAAGAAACAGAAGGAAGCAAAAAAACUGGGCAAAAGCAAAAAACUAGAUGCUGACAAAGAUGCUGAUGAAUCCGAAUUAGAUGUGGAUAAACAAAAAACUAAAAAGAAAAAGAAAUUAUUGAUCUUCUAAUUGACUGAAAAAUCAAGUCCUUCUGAGUUUUGCUAAUCAAUGUUCCUGUGUGUGAUAAGACAGGCCAACAUAAAUUUUUAACAAAAAAUAUCAUUUAGCUUUGAUUUUGUCCUAAAACAGUUGUUGGUUUAACUAACAAUAAAGUUGAAGACCGUUCUAUUUAAGUCUAAUUUCCAUUUCGUUAUUUGAAAAUCAAAAUUUCUCGUCAUAAAAUAAAAUUGAAGCAAAGCGAACAUCAAUAGAUAGCAUUUACUUUUUCUUAAGUAUUUUCUAUUAUUUUUUAGCUUUAAUUAAAAAUCUAAUUUAAAUUUAUGUUAAUAAUCUCACAUUAUAUCUAUUAGUUAUUAUUUCUAUUUAAAUAAUAUUUUCAUUUUAUAAUCCCUAUUUUGUGUAUUUUAUAUCUAUUUAUUCAUCAGCAAUCAUAUUUUUAUUUUUCCAAAAUUGGUGUAAUUUUCAAGAAAAAUAUGCAUAUACAUUUUUUAUGUUAUUACAAAAAUAUAAAAAGUUAAAAUCGUU
Messenger RNA from Lucilia sericata (common green bottle fly), 5381 nucleotides. It is a transcript of the gene MICAL-like, whose product is annotated as MICAL-like protein 1. Gene Ontology annotation, molecular function: protein binding. The coding region runs from base 1068 to 4865 and encodes 1265 amino acids. Lineage: Eukaryota; Metazoa; Arthropoda; Insecta; Diptera; Calliphoridae. The transcript is spliced from 7 exons. The record is from RefSeq and is a predicted model, not a curated record.